Molecule: messenger RNA, 1691 nt
Organism: Diospyros lotus (date-plum)
Lineage: Eukaryota; Viridiplantae; Streptophyta; Magnoliopsida; Ericales; Ebenaceae
Exons: 5
Coding region: 121-1452 (443 amino acids)
Biological process (GO): rRNA base methylation
Molecular function (GO): rRNA (cytosine-N4-)-methyltransferase activity
Source: RefSeq, a predicted model, not a curated record
CCCAGCCCAGCCCAACCCACCUGCUGGAUCCGCCCCUGGUUGGCUGUGUUUGGAAACUUGGAAGGGAUAGAGGACAGGGGCUCCUCCCCCUUCCCCUUCCCUCAAAGCGCAUGGUCGGCCAUGGCAAUUGCAACGGCAAGGAAACUCCUCCUAUUACAUUGCCCACUCGCCCUCGCAUGGAGACCUCCACCUAACUUCUCACAUCUCCGCCGUGUUCUCUCCGUUCCCAAUUUCUCAAUUUGUCCAGUCGUUGGUAGUCGUACUUCUCCUCCUACUACUUGUUCUAGCAGUCCUAGUCGCGAUUGCAAUACAAAGACGACGAAAGUCAAGAAUGAGAGCAAGGCGGCGGCGGCGGUAAAGAGGCGGACGCGCUCAGGCAAGGAGUUCGACGAGGAGGCCCUUUUGCGCUACGGUAACUGCGCCUCUCAUAUCCCGGUAAUGCUUGGCGAAGUCUUGGAGGUCUUCGCUUCCAUCCCCCUCCGCUCCUUCGUCGACUGUACCGUCGGCGCCGCUGGACACUCCUCCGCGAUAAUUCAGGCCCAUCCAGAAAUGCAGCUAUAUGUUGGGUUAGAUGUUGAUCCCAUCGCACUGGAUAAAGCUCAAGCUGAAAUUAGUAAGAUAGUGCAUGAUGAUGCUGUUGGUUCUGCAUCAGUCUUGAAAGUACACAUGAUAUCAAGAAACUAUAAAGACAUCAAUUAUGUGCUCCAUGAAAUUGAUGAGAAAGUUGUAUCCCCAGGAGUUGAUGGGAUCUUAAUGGACCUUGGAAUAUCCUCCAUGCAGAUAAAUGAUGCCGAGAGAGGGUUCAGUGUGCUUUGCGAUGGACCUCUUGACAUGCGGAUGAAUCCACAGGGAAGUCUUACGGCGGAGGACAUAUUAAAUUCUUGGCCGGAUUUUGAAGUGGGUCGAAUUCUCAGGGAGUAUGGGGAGGAAAGUAAUUGGUAUUCCCUACAGAACAUGAUCGUCAAGGCCCGCCUAAAGGGUGGAUUGCAUUCUACUGCUGAAGUUGUAAAGCUUAUUCAGAAUUUCACUUCCAGGAUGAAAGGUGGGAGGCAGGGCUGGAUAAAGACGGCAACACGCGUAUUUCAGGCUCUGAGGAUAGCUGUCAACGAUGAACUCAACACGCUAAGAGAUUCUCUGCAUGUUUGCUUCCAUUGUCUUGCGCCCGGGGGUAGGCUCGCUGUAAUAUCUUUUCACAGUUUGGAGGACAGGAUUGUGAAACAAGCAUUUCUAGACAUUAUCAACAACGGCAAAGGUGAAGGUGAAAACGAAACCAGGCGUAACUCAAGAGAAACUAGUGACGGAAUUGAUGAUAAAGAAGCAUGGAUUAAAAGGGAGAUACAAGGGAUGAGUGGAAGAAUCCUCACAAAGAGACCGAUAACGCCAUCCCAAGAGGAAGAGAAAUUGAACCGCAGGUGUAGGAGUGCUAAAUUAAGGGUGAUCCACAAGCUUUGAAGAAUGGCUAAAAUUUAACUACCACCAAAGUUGGCCGAGCUAAAAUACCAUCUGUAAAUCCCUCCACCUCCAUACGUCCAUCUGUCAAUGCCAAUGCAUGCACCCAUAAAGGCGCGUGCUCAGCCCCCAGGGCUCCCUUUUUUUUUUUGUGAGGUGAGUGUUAUAUUUGUACGGGAUUUUUUCUCCUUUUUUCCUCAAAAGAAGUUAUUUUCAUAAAUGCAAUUUACGACAUUUAUUUA